This is a messenger RNA of Penicillium cosmopolitanum, 2049 nucleotides long. Its product is annotated as putative NADH-ubiquinone oxidoreductase 64 kDa subunit. Gene Ontology annotation, molecular function: NADH dehydrogenase activity. NCBI's taxonomy places the organism in Eukaryota, Fungi, Ascomycota, Eurotiomycetes, Eurotiales, Aspergillaceae. Bases 1 to 2049 code for a protein of 682 amino acids. The transcript is spliced from 4 exons. The record is from RefSeq and is a predicted model, not a curated record.
AUGAGCGCGGCGUUGUUUCGGAUUCGACCGGGCGGCCCCGCGCUGAAGGCGAUUGGGGAAUUCUCAGCUAGAGUGAAUGCCCCCAAACAGCCAUUGACAGCCAGGAUUAUCCCGCUCUCGCGAUCCUUGCAAACCACCACCCGCCGCCUUCCGCUGCAACAGCAACAUCAACAACGAAAUGCAUUUUUCACCCCGGUCUCGAAAGUCGCCAUUCCAAUCCGAUUCAAAUCCGACGAUGCGUCUACAUCUGCAUCUGCCACCACUACUGCCGCAGCCGAUGCUGCUGCUGCUGCCGUCCCUCCCAAGGCCCGAUCCCGCGCUGCUCGGAUAUUGUCCAAGGUCUUCACGUUCUGCGGUUUCUUCGUCAUCACUUCCGGAGUAAUUGUCGCCGGAUUCUUCAUCUACGAUGCUAGCACCUAUCGCGAAUCGUCUACUGCGGAGGAUAUCCCUAUCUCGGAAUUAGCCCUGAACCCGCGCCGCGGCGGACCGAAGAACCUCCCGAUAGCGGAUUUCCUGGUCGGCGACUACGACUCGGAAUCGAUGCUGGAACAAAAGGAUAAACCACGUCUUGUGAUUCUCGGAACGGGUUGGGGCAGUAUUGCUUUGCUGAAAAACUUGAAUCCUGGAGAUUACCACGUUACUGUUGUUUCGCCGACGAAUUACUUCCUCUUUACGCCGAUGCUGCCGUCCGCUACGGUGGGCACAUUGGGUCUUCGAUCGCUGGUUGAACCUGUUCGUCGGAUUAUCGAGCGUGUUAAUGGUCAUUUCCUCAAGGCUUCUGCGACGGAUGUGCAUUUCUCUGAGAAAUUGGUCGAGGUUUCGCAGGUUGGAAGGGACGGUCAGCAGAAGAGCUUCUAUCUGCCGUACGACAAGCUUGUUGUUGGCGUUGGCUGCGUGACGAAUCCUCAUGGUGUCAAGGGUCUGGAGAAUUGCAAUUUUCUGAAGACUAUUGACGAUGCGCGCCAGAUUAAGAAUAAGGUUCUGGAAAAUAUGGAAUUGGCUUGUCUGCCCACUACGACUGAUGCGGAGCGUCGUCGACUGCUCUCCUUUGUGAUUUGUGGUGGCGGACCUACCGGUGUUGAAUUCGCAGCUGAAUUGUUCGACCUGCUGAAUGAGGACCUCCUGUACUCUUUCCCGCGUAUUGUUCGGAAUGAGAUCUCUGUUCAUAUUAUUCAGAGCCGGACUCAUAUCCUGAAUACUUAUGAUGAGGCUCUGUCCAAAUACGCUGAGGGUCGCUUUACUCGUGAUGGUGUUGAGGUUCUGACCAAUGCCCGUGUCAAGGAAGUGCAACCGGAUAAGGUUCUCUUCAGCCAGGUUGAGGAUGGAAAGACUAUUGUCAAGGAAAUUCCUACUGGAUUCUGCUUAUGGUCAACUGGUGUUGCCCGCGCCGAAAUCUGCGAAACUCUCUCAAAGAAACUAGAAGGCCAAAACAACAAACACGCCAUCGAAACCGACUCCCACCUCCGCAUAAUCGGCGCACCGCUCGGCGACGUCUACGCCAUCGGCGACUGCUCCACCGUUCAAAACAACCUCGCCGAAAACAUCAUCCGCUUCCUCCGCACAAUCGCCUGGGAGAAAGGCCAAAACCCCGAAAAGGUGCACCUAACCUUCUCCGAAUGGACCGACGUCGCAAACAGAGUGAAGCGCCACUACGGCGAACUCUCCGAACUCCUCCACCAAAUCGACACAAAGCUCACCUCCCCUCCUGCGACCGCCCAGCGCGCUAACCAGCAGGGCGUGUAUCUGGGACAGAAGUUGAGCAAGAUCGCCGCGGCCUUGCCCGGUCUUAAGGCUAAUCAGAUUGACUACGGUGACCUUGAUGAGGCGGUCUACCGCGCUUUCAAGUAUAGACAUCUCGGAAGCUUGGCUUAUAUUAGUAAUGCGGCUAUCUUUGAUUUCGGCGGGAUGAGCUUUAGCGGUGGUGUUAUUGCCAUGUAUCUCUGGCGCAGUAUUUACUUUGCUGAGAGUGUUAGCUUCCGGACUCGUUGUAUGUUGGCUAUGGAUUGGGCUAAACGGGCUUUCUUUGGAAGAGACCUCAUGAGCUUCUAA